This is a messenger RNA of Grosmannia clavigera kw1407, 1206 nucleotides long. RefSeq names its product ring finger domain containing protein. Bases 1 to 1206 code for a protein of 401 amino acids. Gene Ontology annotation, molecular function: zinc ion binding. The transcript has 2 exons. NCBI's taxonomy places the organism in Eukaryota, Fungi, Ascomycota, Sordariomycetes, Ophiostomatales, Ophiostomataceae. The record is from RefSeq and is a predicted model, not a curated record.
AUGGACUUGCGACCUCGACAGGCGGGUUUUGGGUCUAGCUGGUCUGGACCCAAGAUGAACACAGAAGAUGUUACAAACGCUGCAACAGUCGACUCGUCUGCCGCCAGGCAACGGCCGAUUGAACGCGACCUGGACGCAACCAGCAGCUCGCACGACUAUUGCCAAACUACGACACAUGCCGGACAUGGUGAGGCGGAACCUCGUCCCGACACGCAUCCCCCUGCAUAUCAGCACAGGCAAUUCAAGAGGCGUUACAAGCCCCGGACCUGCCGCAUCUGCCUGGAGGUUGUGUUACCGACGUUUGACGAUGCGGACGAAGCUCUUCAUGAGGAGGAGCCUGCUGCGGACGGUGUAGACGCCGUCGUUGGAGGAAUCGAGAGGAUCGGCGUACGAGUUGCUGGGGCGAUGGCCUCGGCGAUCCCGUCUUUUCUUCGACCGCAACCCCGUGUCCGCUACGUAUCGGAAGACCCUCAAGACGGCCGGUUGGUCUGUCCGUGCCACUGCAAGGGUACGCAAAAGUACGUCCACGAGGGCUGCCUGACGGCUUGGCGACAUGCGCAGCCGCUGUCGGGCCGUCACUACUGGAAGUGUCCAACGUGCGGGUUCGAAUACCGCUUUGAGAGGCUGCGCUGGGGCCGGUGGAUCUCGAACCGGGUGACGAGGGCAACGCUGACCUUUCUCGCCUUCUGGAUGGCCAUCUUUCUGCUGGGAUUCAUCGCCGACCCGCUCAUCGACCUGUGGCUCGACCCUGCCAAUAUGAUCGCUGACACGAUCAGUGACUUCGGCGACCCGGAUACCGGCGAUGAUAUUUUGGGGAAUCUGGCGGGCAUCUUGCAUCCACAUCACGGCGAUGACAGUGAUUGGAGCGCUACAGGCUGGGCGGAACACUUUCUCAAAGGGGUUUUCUCGCUUGGCAUCGUGGGCGUGAUCAAGACCUUCUUAGCCGUGUCCCCAUUUACUUGGUGGAACAUCCGGGGCCGGGUUAGGCGCCGUGCCGGUGGAGGACGGGCACGAAUUGAAGGGUUUGGCUGGAUGUUUGUUCUCGUGGGCGCCUUCACAUUCUUGGGGGUUGCGUGGAAGGGAAUAAAUUAUUUGAGUGGUCGUGUCCUUGAACGGGCAAGCGAACAUGUGGUCGACAUCCAUGGAGAUGAAGCAGACGAAAGCGAUGCAGAUGAUGAUAACGAAGGUCAACCCCAGGACGAUUGA